Molecule: messenger RNA, 3869 nt
Organism: Trichobilharzia regenti
Lineage: Eukaryota; Metazoa; Platyhelminthes; Trematoda; Strigeidida; Schistosomatidae
Source: the annotation of a GenBank genome assembly
UAUGUCUAACGAAUGGAAUAACAGUUCAUGUUAUUUAUAUCUGUACUUACUAGAAAAAUUUGAUUUCAUAUGAAUUCUAAAAGAAGCAAAAUAGAGUCAUCAGAAACUCCAGCAGUUGACCGUCAUACUACUGCAGAUGAUGACAAAGGUUCGGGUAUGGUUCGUCCACCCUUACCCAGCCGGGACGCCACUUCAGAAUCAUUUUCAAGACCUAGUCAAUUUGAUGAAUUACACGAAAAGGAUGAUAAACAAGAAGCUGUUUGGGUUGAAGUUAUUAACUGUGAAACUUCCUCUCCCUUACGAAUUGCCUAUUCAAAUGUAAAGUCUAUUGGAAGUGGUUCUUUCGGCGUUGUCUAUUCCGCCACACUGGGGGAUAAUCGUGAAGUAGCGAUUAAAAAAGUUUUACAGGACAAAAGAUAUAAAAAUCGUGAACUACAAAUGCUUCGAUUAUUACAUCAUACUAAUAUUGUAUCACUGUAUUAUUACUUUUAUUCAACGUCAUCAUCGAAACCUGGUGAAACUUAUUUAAACUUAAUACAAGAGUAUGUACCACAAACGCUUAGUCGUCUUAUCAGACAUUAUUGGCGAAUUCGACAGUCAAUACCUUUGGUAUGCGUUAAGUUGUACAGUUUUCAACUUCUACGUGGAUUAGCCUAUAUGCAUAACCAAGGCAUAUGUCAUCGAGAUAUUAAACCACAGAAUUUGUUGAUCAAUCCAGAUGAAGGUGUACUAAAAAUUUGUGAUUUUGGAAGUGCUAAGGCGUUGAAUCCUGAAGAACCCAAUGUCUCCUACAUUUGUUCACGAUAUUAUCGAGCACCAGAGUUGAUUUUUGGAGCUACUCAUUAUACUGUACAAAUAGAUAUGUGGUCAGCUGGUUGUGUUAUCGGUGAACUGUUACUGGGAAGACCACUUUUCCCAGGUGAAUCUGGAGUAGAUCAACUAGUUGAAAUUAUCAAAGUACUCGGUACACCAACACGUGAACAAGUUCUAGAAAUGAAUCCUCAUUAUAGUGAAUUCAAAUUUCCUAAUAUUCAAGGUUGUUCAUGGGAAAAGAUAAUUCGUAAUCGUAGUGCAGACACAGCCUUCUGUGUAUUAGAGAAAUUAUUAGUCUACAGUCCUAAAACCCGUAUGACUGCUUCAGAUAUCUUGGGGUGUAGUUUCUUUAGUGAUUUGAUCUCACCACCACCUGGACAUCCAGCUGAUGCAACCGGUCAUCUACCAAGUGGUAAACCAGCGCCAAGUUUUAUAAAUCAAUUCACUGAAGAAGAACUGUCGUAUUUUCCAAAAGAAAUGUCAACUCGACUAAGAGCGUACAAAAAUGCUAUUGCAACAAAAAGUCAUUCUGUUGUAAAUCUUGCCACACUAGACAAAUCUGAAGCAAACAGUCAAAAGAACAAGGGUUCUUGUUCUUCUUCCUCAUCAUCAGCAGUAGCAGUUGGCGGCAGUGUAAAAUCUGGACGAAUGCGUAUUCAAAAUUCCAACACCUCUUCCCACGAUACGCUUAUCCCUCCACGAUUUUCCCUACAAUUACCAAAAGGUAGUAGUCGUAAAACUCAAAGAGCAUCACUGAGUAGUGGUGUUAACUUCAGUCGUAAUGAUGUUCUCCGGUCAAGUUCUGGUAAUCCAUAUCAUCCGAAGAUAAUGACUUCAUCAGUUAGUGAAAAUCGGCCGAUCCAUGUUGGAAGACGUCAAUCUCAAGGUUCCAUUGUAACUGAGAAUUCCAAGAAUAAUCCUUUACGUGAAUCACAACCGUAUCAUUCAUCGCAUUCCACUAAUCUUCGAUCUUCGAAUAGUCAUAAUCAUAACAGUAAUGUGAUGGAUAAUAGUCGGGAAAAUACUCUGCGUAAAUCAUCCCUUUCACGAUCGAAUCAUACUAUUCAGAAUACUGAAGUAUCUGUAAAGUCAAGUAAAUAAACUGAGGAUUUAAAAAACACUUCAUCGGUGUUUACAACCCCCCCAUUUUCGGGAAUUCAACGGUGUCAUCUUCACUGGAAAAAAACAAACAAAACAGGUUGGUGAAUCUUGUACAGAAAAACACAAACAUACAAUAGAGCGUCCAAGUUAUUAUCGCCAUUUUAACUUUAAUGAGUAGUACUCUUACCCCUACUCCUACUAUUACUAUUGUAAAUCACUUGAAUAUUAUAACCGAAUUGUUCUGCCCUCCUCCUUCGUCAUCGUCGUUGUGAUCACUAUCGUCACCAAAGGCGUGUUUCAUUGAUAAAACCACUGCCUGUAAUUCGUGUGUGUGUAUGUAUGUAUGUAUGUGCAAGCAUUGGAUCCAACGCAUUUAACGCCAUACACACACACUCUCUCUCUCACAUGUCUUCAAUAUUUCUCAUGUAUUGUUGAAACCUUCCCCUUUCCCCCUCCUCACUCUCUCUCCCUCUUUCACUCUCGUAUUUCUGUUGUCACCAUCUCCGUCACUGUUUGAUUUGCCAUCUUUUGUCUUCAGUAAUCUAAUAGUGUACAUAAUCCUACUUAGUGUAUGAAUACUGCUUCGUACGCCUUCUCUAUACAUCUUUUGUUGCCAAUACUACUUAUAAUGAUAACAGUAGUAGUAGUAGUAGGUGUUGUUGUUUUUCUAGUAUGACAGUAUUCUGCUCAACUAAUAAUCAUAUACAAAAGUGAUAAUAGUAUACCGGAUUUUGUCAUCAUUUUUGUCAUUUCUUACUUUUUCCUCUUAAUUUCUGUUCAUUUUUUGUCUCAAUGAUUUAUUUCAUUUUACACUGAUAAUUUGUUGAUUAAUUAAUUCACUGAAUUAUCGAAAUUCUUGGAACCGGUGUGUGUGUGUGUUUGCGUGAGCGAGCGCGUGCGCCUUUACGUUUGAAUUGGCGCGUUUCUCUCUGUUUUUUUUAAAAUUUUUAUUUUUAUUGUUUUGCUUUCACCUUGACAACAAAAAGAAAAUAUCGAUCUGUGAUAGUGACAUGAAGUAUGCCCAUACUCUAUCAAAGCCCUAUUAUUAUUGUUAUUAUUAUUACUAAGGAGUGAUACAUACUACUGUUUAUAGUAAUAGUAAUAUAACUAGUUGUAUAUCAGUAGCAGUUGUGAUGUUUAUGCAAAUCUCAUUUCUAUCUUGUGUGUGUAAGCGUGUUGCUCUAUGGUGUGGUGUAGGUGUGUAUAACCAUCAAAAUGUGAUGUAUCUUUUCUGUUGAACAACUCUAACUGCAUUUUAUUACUUUUUUGUUCGAACCCGCCAAGCCCACCAACACAGCUCCGACAUUUGUAUCUUUCAAUGUUCAAUUCUGCUGAAUCUUUUUUUGUUUUUUGUUUUCUCUUCUAAUGUUUUCGUAAUAAUUUGUUGUUUUCUUUUUCACCUAUGUAUGCGUCGAUAAUAUUUUUAAUUUUUAUUUUUUUGGGAGUUUUUCUGCCCGCCUUUUUUUGUUUUGAUUUGAUUUUUUUUGACUAUUUCGAUCUCUUCUAUUGAUGACAACGCCUUUGCUUUCGUGUUUUUGUCCAUCCCACACCAUGCCAUGCCAUGCUGUGCCAGGCUAUGGACACCUUCAUGCAUUCAAGUUGUGUGAUCUGUUAAUCGAUCUGUUAAUUAUUUUCAUCACUAUUAUGGUUAUUAACCGACGUGUGAUGCUUAAUCGAAUUUUAAUUUCUGACUUGUAUUCAUGACUUGAUAUUCUGUGAAGGGAACAAAGCUUCAGUCUCCUUUUUUUCUUGGUUUUCCCACUGCUGUAUAAAAUAAUAGUGAUGAAAUAAUAUGACGUAAUGAGAUCAGAAGGGAUUCUUCUACCUACCAAAAAUGGAUAUAUACAUAUGUAUGUGUCUGGUUUUUCGCUCUCUCUACUUUCUUUGUAAUUUAUAUUUAAUUCCUCUUCCUGAUCUGGAUCGAGAAAACAAUAAAUAAAAAGGUUAUUGAAGGA